AUGAUGCCAGGAUACUGCAUCAAGACAAAUUAUGAAAACAGAAUAUAUAGCCUGAAAGUAGAAUGUGGACCUAAAUACCCAGAAGCUCCUCCAUCAGUUAGAUUUGUAACAAAGAUUAAUAUGAACGGAAUAAAUAAUUCCAGUGGGAUGGUGGAUGCACGGAGCAUACCAGUGUUAGCAAAAUGGCAAAAUUCAUAUAGCAUUAAAGUUGUACUUCAGGAGCUAAGACGUCUAAUGAUGUCCAAAGAAAAUAUGAAGCUUCCACAGCCUCCAGAAGGACAAACAUACAAUAAUUAA
Carlito syrichta (Philippine tarsier) is the source of this 297-nucleotide messenger RNA. Its product is annotated as ubiquitin-conjugating enzyme E2 variant 2-like. The record is from RefSeq and is a predicted model, not a curated record. Lineage: Eukaryota; Metazoa; Chordata; Mammalia; Primates; Tarsiidae. Gene Ontology annotation, biological process: DNA damage tolerance; protein K63-linked ubiquitination. Gene Ontology annotation, cellular component: nucleus. The transcript has 2 exons. Bases 1 to 297 code for a protein of 98 amino acids.